Messenger RNA from Mauremys reevesii (Reeves's turtle), 3617 nucleotides. RefSeq names its product BCAR3 adaptor protein, NSP family member (gene BCAR3). The record is from RefSeq and is a predicted model, not a curated record. Gene Ontology annotation, molecular function: guanyl-nucleotide exchange factor activity; phosphotyrosine residue binding. Gene Ontology annotation, biological process: small GTPase-mediated signal transduction; positive regulation of peptidyl-serine phosphorylation. The coding region runs from base 568 to 3180 and encodes 870 amino acids. NCBI's taxonomy places the organism in Eukaryota, Metazoa, Chordata, Testudines, Geoemydidae. The transcript has 13 exons.
AAACUAGUUGCACCCAUGACUAGAUGUGAGCAAAAAUAGCUCCUAAUAUAAUUACAUUAUCUGGGAGUGAAGUGACAGUAGCCGUCUGGAUUGCCCAUGAAAGGUUGUAUGUGGAAGUGAUAAAUCAUCACUUCAGUGGUAUCUUACAGGGAGAAGUUAAAGUUCUCAAAUCCAUGGAAAAGGGCAACGGGAGGUCACCGCAUGUAACUAGCAUUUAUGUAGGGGGUUCAGCGAGAUUCAGCCUGAACAGUCUACCAAGGGGUGUGGCUGGAAAGCAGUAAAUCACCGCUUGAGUGCGGGCUUGUGCGUCUCUCAGAACUGUGUCUGCAGCUGCUGAGCUGUUGCACGCAGUAUACAGAGCUCUAGGCUGCUCAAUUAGAACUUCAAAAGACUAGAAGAAUUCUCUUCAAUCGACGUGGUUCUGGUUUAGCUGUGAGAUCUGACUGAGAGCUGCCAGUGUCUGUCUGUCUGUCUGCCUGCCUGCCUUCCCGAACCGAUCUGGCUCCGAAAUGAAGGAUAUGCUGCACUGAUCUGAAAGUGUGCGAGGCGCUUCAGAGAGAGCUGAGAAUGAUAGCUGCUGGAAAACUUGCAAGUCUCCCCAGAAACAUGCAGGUGAACCAUCAGUUCUCACUGGCUUCUUCUAUGGAUCUUUUGAGCAGCAAACCUCCUCUGGCUGAGCAUCGCUUCGACUCCUAUCAAGAUGUUUCUAUCCAUGGCACUCUCCCAAGGAAGAAAAAGGGGGCCGUUCCCAUUAGAUCUUGUGAUAUGUUUAGCCAUAUGGGAACCCUGCCAUUCUCCAGAACACAUAGGCAGCAGUCACCUUUGAUUCAAGAUGUCAUAGAGGAGUAUCCCCUGCAAGACAGGAAGAGUGAGAAACUCCACUUCAGAGGUCAGAAUAUCCUGGAUCCAGCUAUGGAAUAUGUGAAGGACAAAGGACUUGCACUAGCAAGAAAAGCGGAGUGGGAGCUGAAGGCGGGAUCAAAGCAACCAUAUUAUGCACCUGCAGCAGCCAGUCCCAUUGAGGAGUUGGAGGCCCGGCAUUGCUGUCUCCUUCAGCCCCAGAGACAGUUUUCUAAGGAGAGGCAGGUUAUGGAUAACACCCCGGAAAAACUGAAGAAAGAGUUAGAGGAAGAGCUGCUGUUGAGCAGCGAAGACUUACGUAGCCAUGCUUGGUACCAUGGACGCAUUCCUCGGCAGGUGGCAGAAAGCCUAGUUCAGAGAGAUGGAGAUUUCCUGAUUAGGGAUUCUCUCUCCAGUCCUGGAAACUUUGUUCUUACCUGUCAGUGGAAAAACAUCUCUCAACAUUUCAAAAUCCACAGAACAGUCCUCAGACUCAAUGAAGCCUACUGCCGCGUUCAGUAUCAGUUCGAACUUGAAAGUUUCGACAGCAUCCCUGGGUUAGUGAGAUGUUAUGUGGGGAAUCGCAGGCCAAUAUCAAAGCAGAGUGGAGCAAUUAUUUUUCAGCCUGUCAACAGGACCGUGCCACUGAGGUGUCUAGAGGAAAAGUACGGAGUAUCUCCAGCUCGACAAAGAGAAUGCAAUAUCACUGAAGGAAAAACAGAGACUGCAAAAAGGCUGAGCCUCAGUAUAUAUGGCGUGCAGUCCCAGGAGCACAGCUUAACCAAAGGAAAUCUUUUAAGAAACAAAGAAAAAAGUGGUAGCCAGCCAGCUAGUUUGGAUCACGUCCAGGAGAAAAGAUUCCCCCUAAAGGCUCACCAGUCAGAAAGCUACCUGCCAAUAGGUUCGAGGCAUCCAUCUCAGCUACCUGAAGUAGAUACAAGCCCGUGUUCAAAUUCCCCUGCAUUUAGAACAGGCAGUGAACCUACUCUAAGCCCCACAGUAGUUCAGAGGGUCGCUUCCGAGUCGCCAGUAGGAGAAGCUCUUAGAGGAUCAGACAGCCAGCUCUAUCCCAAGCCUCCACCUAAACCCAACAAAGUGCCCUUGCUGAGGCAACCUCAGUCUCCUUUAGCUUGUCACAGUUCAGAGACACACUACUGUGAAUUAAACCCUGCCACUUCCAUAGACUGUGGAGCAAUACAGCAAUCUCUGUCUCCGAAAAGCAGCUACGUGGAGCAUCUGAUAGCUAAAGAGAAUGGAUUGCUCUCAUUCAGGAACUCUGAAACAAGUUCUCUGAUCCAUGAAGAUGAUGCCUUACAGAGCUCAAUGGAUCCAUUAGCAGCUUGGACUGAGAUGACUGAAGAGGGCAGCAUGUUUGUAGCACCUGUUCUUGAGACAGUCUCCAGUUUUAAACCAAAUGAUUUUGAAUCCAAACUCCUCCCUCCUGAAAACAAGCCACUGGAAACACCAAUGUUAAAAAGAGUUAAGGAGCUAUUCACCAACAGUAAUCCAAAGAUUAUUGCCCGGCAUAUGCUUAGAAUGGACUGCAAGGUUGCUAGGAUACUAGAGGUCUCUGAAGAGAUGAGGAGGAGGAUGGGAGUGAGAUCAGGUUUGGAGCUCAUUACAUUGCCCUAUGGACACCAACUGCGCUUGGACAUAAUUGAAAGACACAACACCAUGGCAAUCGGAAUAGCUGUGGAUAUUUUGGGCUGCACAGGAAACGUAGACGAGAGGGCUGCAACGUUAAACAGGAUCAUCCAGGUAGCAGUGGAAUUAAAGGACCCCCUGGGGGAUUUGUACGCAUUCUCUGCUGUCAUGAAAGCACUUGAAAUGCCACAGAUCGCAAGGUUAGAACAAACAUGGAUCACUUUACGGCGCCACUACACCCAAACUGCCAUUACAUAUGAAAAGCAGUUGAAGCCAUUCAGCAAAGCUCUGCAUGAAGGAAGAGAGACCAUCAGUGCUCCACAAAAUAACAUAACUGUGCCCCUGCUGAUGCCCUGGGUUACCUUGAUGGAGCGAGAGGUUGUCAUUUUUGAUGGGAUGGACCUGUGGGAAAACACCGACCAAAGUUGUGAAAUAAUGCUCAAGCAUUUAGCCACAGCCCGUUUUAUAGCACAAAAUGCUGACAUGUACAGAAUGACUGCGGAGAGGAUACUGGAAGGUUUUCAGCCAGAUGAUGAGAUGACUGAGAUCUUCAAGACAGAAUUUCAAAUGAGAUUGUUAUGGGGCAGCAAAGGAGCACAAGUUAAUCAGAGAGAGCGAUACGAGAAAUUCAACCAGAUUUUAACUGCACUCUCCCGAAAAUUAGAACCUCCUCCAGUGAAACACGUAGAGCAAUGAAAUAUCAAAUGGACUGUUAAGAUAUGAUUACUUCAAGAUUGCCAUUUAAUAUAAUUAAAAGAAAUUGCCAAUUUGUCACUGUACAAGCCUCUAGCAUUCACAAGAUCUUUAGGACUUGUAAAUUGCACAAUGCACAUUUAUGAAUUGUUUUAAAACUACUGAUUUCUAAAUGAAUUUAUUUAUUAAUAUGUAGCCAUGUCAUUUUAAUAAUUUCUUGAACAGUCAAAUUUAAGAUAGUCUGCAUAAUGUAUUCUUGUGAUUUACGAAAGUGUCUAUUGAUGUCGUCUAGUCAUUACUAUUGGUGUUUUAAUAUCAGUAAUGAGUGUACUGUAAAAAAAAAAGUAUUUUAGAAAAUCAGUUGUAUGAUAUUCCUUAAAUGAAUAUGAACCUGUACAUAGUUGUGAAUUAAAAUAUCUUUAUGUGAAAUAUUAUACAGU